UGCACGCGCACCCAGUAAUAACGUAUUCAUGCGCUAAGUGCUUGGGUAGCGGGCUGUACGUGGACGAACUUCGUUAUAAAACCUUGCGCAGCUCAGAUCAAAUGGUCCGCAUACCCUUGGGUGGCUCACAUUUCUUCCCUUUCAUAUCUCGCGAUACCUCAUGGACGUCCGUGAAAAUGGUCUGGGUCGUGUCAUAGGUUGUGAACUCCGGUGUAUACCGCCCAGAUUUCUCGAAUCAUGUUGGGGACUGAAAUGGUGCCCCAAAUUUCAUGCUCGAGGACCAAGCGAAUUCGACAUCGGGGUUUUAACACCAGAUGGAAAUUACAACUCCCUAAAGAUUGGUGCCAGGCCCCUGGCUAUGGAGCGUGGACCUCAGGGUAGCAUUGCGAACUUGGAACCGUCUCUACGACUGCCCAGCACCAUCCAUGAUGCUGAUGGUCAGCUAGGAUUUAGGAGACGCGAACCGCCCUCUUCACCAUCCUGGCGCUUCAGCGUGCCCGCGUCUCCAGUCUGUACCGUGCACGAGAGAACACAGGAUCAAACUGAUUUUACGUGUCCUCAUGCCAUUCCCGCCGAUCCUUCAGUGCCUCUGAUUGCGCCUGGAAGGACGGAGGGAACGCUGCCCAUACCCAUCCCUGGAUCAGGAACCAUGCAGCCCCUCUCAGAGCCCUAUACGUCAGAGCUCUCGUAUGCUCUGCUUCCGGGACAUUCGUCGCAUUCAUCGCAGAGCUGUGGUGCCCAAAAUGUUGGGACACCCCUACAAUUACAUUAUUUAAGUUCCCGAAUUAUGCCUGCUGUAUCGCAGGAUUCAGCUGCCCUGCUGUAUGGCGUAGCGCCGGAGAAUGACGGCUCUUUAGAGCGCUUGGUCUCAGAUCCAGGAGACGCGCAGGCACACUAUCUUUCCCCGGACAGCAUCAGUGCCCAUUCCAUACCACAGGUUCAUGUCACGACUCCUGCCAUGCAAACCGCACAGGCGACUUUGCUGGAUUCAUGGAACAACCUCGAUUUCUCUCCUGCGUCGGCGACCCCGAUGACAUGUUCAACGUCGUUCAGCGCUGACUCCAGUUUUAUUGGAGAGUUCGAACAGCAUCAUGGUAUGGGGGUUGCAACUCCAAUGUCGGAAUUAACGAGAAUGGGCUUGGAAAAUUCCUCACGAUCCAAUGAGCAGUUGGAGGCAGGAAUGCCGGACGAGUACUGGCAGCUGCAUCACAUUCUCUCUUGUUCCUCGCCGAUGCAUCAGUCGAGAGGGUUAUCUCCUAUUGAUAUGAGUGUAGAUCAGCUGCCAGGCACCGGUGAAGGAGAGGACACUACAUACAAUCUUUCCGACACCUUUCUCUUCUCCAGUGCCUUUCAUGGUGCCUUCGCUUGCUGACAGCUGCUCAGAUAGGCUGUUGUCUGAUACAUUCAUAUUUCUGUUUCCGCUAUUCCCA
Molecule: messenger RNA, 1430 nt
Organism: Suillus subalutaceus
Lineage: Eukaryota; Fungi; Basidiomycota; Agaricomycetes; Boletales; Suillaceae
Exons: 2
Coding region: 161-1372 (403 amino acids)
Source: RefSeq, a predicted model, not a curated record